UCUGAAUGUCUGAUCAGUGAUUGGUACCAAUUCAUUUUUAUAUUAUUUGCUUUUGAGUUUUGUUAUAGAUAGGUACUAUUAUUAUUCAAAAAACAUACAAAUUACGAUAGUCAUUUUAGUUUUGUGUUCCGAGUCGAAAACUGUUUGCGGUCACCGGUUGUCGAUUUUGUGCUUUAAUUUUGUUUGUUUUGGACGUUCGUCUAAAAAAUAUUAACAUCAGCCGCUAUGUCGUCUAAACGGAAGGUGUGCAUUUUGGGAUCUGGAAACUGGGGAUCAGCUAUAGCGAAAAUAAUCGGCACAAAUGCAGCUCGUUUGGACUCAUUUGAUUCGUGCGUUAAGAUGUAUGUUUAUGAAGAAAUGGUUGACGGAAAGAAAUUGACCGAGAUAAUCAAUACGACCCAUGAAAAUGUAAAAUACCUACCUGGAAAAAAGUUGCCUGAGAAUGUGGUUGCCGUACCUGAUGUUGUGGAAGCUGCCAAAGACGCCGAUAUUAUCGUAUUUGUUAUUCCUCAUCAGUUCAUCCCGAGAUUGUGUUCCAGCCUUGUGGGCUUUAUAAAACCAACAGCCGUAGGACUCUCGUUGAUCAAGGGAUUUGAUGUAGCGCCCGGUGGAGGAAUAGACCUCAUCUCGCAAAUUAUUAACAGGCAGUUAAAAAUUGAUGUUUGUGUUCUGAUGGGUGCCAAUUUGGCUAACGAAAUUGCAGAUGAGAAAUUCAGUGAAACCACUAUUGGAUGCAGAGACAAACGUAUUGGACCGAUUUUGAAGAAUUUGAUUCAGACCGAUUACUUCCGUGUAUCUGUUGUCGACGACGUCGAAGCUGUAGAAAUUUGCGGAGCUUUAAAAAACAUUGUGGCCGUAGGUGCUGGAUUUGUCGACGGCUUGUUGUUAGGCGACAACACAAAAGCCGCAAUCAUACGUAUCGGACUAAUGGAAAUGAUUAAGUUUGCCGAUCAAUUCUAUGCUGGUGCUCGACUAUCUACGUUUUUUGAAUCAUGCGGAGUCGCUGAUUUGAUCACGACCUGUUAUGGCGGCAGAAACAGACGUGUGUCUGAAGCUUAUGUAACCUCAGGAAAGUCUAUUGAACAACUUGAAGCCGAAAUGUUAAAUGGCCAAAAGCUUCAAGGUCCAAUUACAGCAGCCGAAGUGAAUUUUAUGCUCAAGAACAAAUCAAUGGAAAACAAAUUUCCUUUGUUUACAACUGUUCACAAAAUUUGUAUUGGUGAACUAAAACCGAAAGACUUAAUUGAACAAUUGAAAUUGAACUCCGAAACGUCUGAAAAAUUUAAUUUGGACAAGUGUAACCUGGAUUCCGAAACCGCUGGCGGAGAAUAAUUCCAAUUUGGUACUUUUUAUUUCGUGCCAACAACAACUAGGUUGCUAUUAUUAUUAACUAUGGUUUAAAAAAAAUGUGUCUUAUUUUAUAUCACUGUUGAAUUGAUCCUUUUUGUUGUAUGCACAUUGUUUUUUGUUAACGUCUUAUAGUAUACACCAUAUAUUUGUUAUAGUUUUUAUUUUUAUUUAGACUGUGCCAUAAAUGUUAUACGAGAAAAAUGUGUUCUCUUGACUGCUUGUUUGCACUACGUCGAAGAACAAUUAUUGCACCAAUUUAUGUUACCAAAAAAUAAAUUUGUAUACACACAAUAAAAAAAAAUUAAUAAUCUA
Molecule: messenger RNA, 1662 nt
Organism: Adelges cooleyi (spruce gall adelgid)
Lineage: Eukaryota; Metazoa; Arthropoda; Insecta; Hemiptera; Adelgidae
Gene: Gpdh1
Product: glycerol-3-phosphate dehydrogenase [NAD(+)], cytoplasmic
Exons: 10
Coding region: 226-1332 (368 amino acids)
Biological process (GO): glycerol-3-phosphate catabolic process; carbohydrate metabolic process
Cellular component (GO): glycerol-3-phosphate dehydrogenase (FAD) complex; cytosol
Molecular function (GO): glycerol-3-phosphate dehydrogenase [NAD(P)+] activity; protein homodimerization activity; NAD binding
Source: RefSeq, a predicted model, not a curated record